Molecule: messenger RNA, 1299 nt
Organism: Saccostrea cuccullata (small rock oyster)
Lineage: Eukaryota; Metazoa; Mollusca; Bivalvia; Ostreida; Ostreidae
Product: receptor-type tyrosine-protein phosphatase kappa-like
Exons: 8
Coding region: 116-964 (282 amino acids)
Biological process (GO): protein dephosphorylation
Molecular function (GO): protein tyrosine phosphatase activity
Source: RefSeq, a predicted model, not a curated record
AUGCAAAAUUAAAUUUGAUCAUCAAUUGUAGGAGCAGUAUAUUUUCCUUUACCAUGCGCUCUACGAAUUCUUCAGACGACAAGGACAAUUUAUCGCAAAGGACACUUUUCUAAAGAUGUAUGGAGAAUUAGAUAAACCAGAAACAAAGAAAGAUCUCGCAAACGAAUUCAACGCUCUCACCUGUUUACAACCAAAGUACGAAGCAAAAGAUUUCAAGACUGGGCAAAAUCAUCCAAAACAAAAUAGGACGGAAUCUGUUUUACCAGUUGAGAGGUACUUGGUUCAUUUAAUAUCUAGCGUAAAAGGGCGAGGAACAUACUACAAUGCUGUAUUUGUGUCGUCAUUCACACAAUCCCAGGAGUUUAUUUCUGCGCAAUAUCCGGUUCCUGGCUCUGCGAUCGAUCUUGUUCGUUUGCUGGUUGAUCAUGAGUCAACUUUCCUGGUUUGUCUAAACUCCCUGACAGUUAUAGAGGAGUUAAAAGAAUGGUCUAAAGAAGGGGAAAAGAUAGUUCAGUUUGGACCAUACAAAAUAGCAAAAGUCUUACAGACAACACUGAGCAAUACGAUACGAAAGACCAGAGCUGAAAUACAGAUCAAAAAUACAAAGGAGAAACACAUGGUUCAGAUAUAUGAAUGUCUUGAUUGGUGUCUCAAUGAGCUUUUUCCCGCUGAGAUAUCUUCAUUAACAGAUAUGAUAAAGCAAAUCACCUUGGAUAGAAAAUCUAUAGAUGACGGUCAUAUAACUGUUUUAUCCAAGGACGGGGCAUCCUGUUGUGGAUUGUUUAUUGCUGUUUACAACGCAGUACAACAACUACAACUGGACGGCGAGAUAGAUAUGUUUACCAUUGUACAACAACUUCAUUGUCGCCGACCAGAAAUGAUUUCUACUAAGGAAGAAUACGAGUUUUGUUUCAAGUCUGUGUGUAACUAUCUCUCUACAGAUUGUAUGUACGCAAACACUUAACAGGGUGUUUUGAAUGUAAUGCAUACUCAAUUUCAUUUUUGUUAUGAAGAGAACAGUUUUGUUCUAUCUUCAUUGAAGAAUUUUCUUUAUUCCUUCUAAUGAAAUGAACUUUCAAAUGAUGUAAACUGAUAUUUGCAAUGAAAUUGAUCGAUGGUGAUGAACAUUAAGCAUUUUUUUUCAAAAACGAAAGCCAUUUUGCAUAUUAUAAUUUACAUGUACGUAAGAAUUUCGAGCCUUUGUAAUUAUAUUAUGUAUAGUAUAAGUAUGAUUCCGAAACAUCAUAAAAAUCCUUUAAACAAAAAUACAUAACGGGUUCCAGUAAAUGUUCAACCAAG